Molecule: messenger RNA, 4739 nt
Organism: Sturnus vulgaris (Common starling)
Lineage: Eukaryota; Metazoa; Chordata; Aves; Passeriformes; Sturnidae
Gene: CDAN1
Product: codanin 1
Biological process (GO): chromatin organization
Cellular component (GO): nucleus
Source: RefSeq, a predicted model, not a curated record
AUGGCGGCGGUUUUGGAGCUGCUGCUGCAGGAGGAGGUGCCGGUCAGCGCCGUGGUGCGGUGGCUCCGGCACGGCCCCGGCCACCGCCCGGCUGAGGAGAACCACAUCCAUGACAAGCUGGCAUCUCUUACCUCGCUUCAGAAGGAUUUUGUGCCUUUUCUGCUAAAUUUUUUAAGGGAGCAGACCAGCCAGAUCCUGACUAAUGGACCCUCUACUCCCGCUAAGACUCCUAAUUCCAAGGCCCAUGGGAGCCAAAGGACAGGAUCAGAAAGGAGGACAGGCCAUGCUACCAGCAGCCGAGUGCAGCUCUUUUCUCAAAGGACUUCAGUGACCACCUGCUCCACAGAUACCAGCUUUUCUCCUGCUGCAGCAUCCAGUGGUUCCUCUUCCUUUUCUGGGUCGAACCUGUCCAGCCCUUGUGGCGAUUUCCCCAGCGUGGUGUCCAGCAGCAGCCCGAGCUUCGGGCACAGCCCUGUGCUCCACCAUGGUGAGAAGAAGUCCUUGCAGAAGGCCAGCCUGGGGAGUUUCCUCACGGCCACGCCUGAAGCCGUGCCCGUGAGACGGGGCCGGAGGAGAGGCAGCAGCUCGGUCGGUGCCUCUGGCCGGCAGGCAGCUCGUGAGCUGGGGCACUCCCUUGCUGAAGAGGAGGAUGGGAAGAGUGACACUGGAUCGUGGAGUGGAGGGAGAAGGAAGUGGAGUGAAGCACCUCUUGUUUCUGCCAGAUCCCCACCCAGCCAGCUAAACCUUAACAACUUGGAGGAGUUUCCACCCAUGGCUGCUGCCUCUGGCUGGACGAACAAAAGCAAACCAUCGAGGCGAAUCAACCCAACCCCUGUGAGUGCUGAGCGGCCCCUCUCAAAACCAAAGACCUGUUUCACUUCUACACCCGUCAGCCGCUGCCCAGCUGCUCACUGGUCAGCUGGGUCAAGCCCUGAGGCCUUUACUGCUGUCCAGGAAGGAAACCUCUCAUCUGUGAUAAGCAACAGCCUUCAAGAGGAGAGGGAGAUGCUGAAGAAAGAACGAUGCAAAUUGCUGCACCAGGCAUCUUCUCCUGCAGGGAUAUCUUUUGAUCCUGGUACUCCAGCUAAGCCUAGCUACACUCGCAGUGCUAGCCUUCCUGCUGAAAGCCAUCUGGUGACCUGUGCAAAUCCUGCUAAGGUUUCCUGCAAGAAACAGUUGGAGUGUCUGGCACAGCUCUAUUCCUCGUGUAUAGCAGAAAACCUGGUACCAAAUAUUUUUCUGGAACUGUUUUUUGUUCUGCAACUGUUGACAUCUAAAGGCACUUCUGCUGCAGAAGAUGGGGAUAGUGACCCUGAAAUCAGUGAAAGAGAUCGAGAUGUGUCAGGGAGACAGCAUUUUGAAAGUGUGCACAACUGUGUUUAUUUUGCUGUUCGAGUCUUGGAUUAUCAAUAUGAAAUUAUUUCCCAUUUAGAAAAGGGGAUGCUGAAGCUUUUGGCUGAAAAUGAACGGAUUGCAUCGUUUUCUCCCACCUUGCACAGGAGGCUCAGACAGGCUUAUGAAAGCAGCACAGCCAAGGUGUCUCUCCUGCUGCCAUGCUCUGUACAGUCUGUUUCUUUUCAGCCAGAAACUGAUAAUCGCUCCAACUUCCCCAGUGACAGAGCGUUUCACAUAUUUAAGAAACAAAGGGAUAUAUUUUAUGAACUUCUGCGUGAAUGGGAGGAUAACCAUGAGAAAACUGGCUGGGACUUUGAAAGGGUUCUGGGCAACAAGAUCAGGGCCAUGAUGGCUCACCUGUCUGCAACCUGCAACCACAGCCGUUUUGCCAGGCUCUUUCAGAAACAGCUUAUCCAGAUGUGCAAAGGUCCUGUUGGUGGUGGUGCAAGCUGGGGAGACACUCCAGACCAGGAUGUCCUUAAUAUGCUGGGUUCUGAUAAUCUGAGCCGUCUGAAGAGGCUGCAGGAAAGAUUUGUUGUUCCUCAGAGCAUCAGAGGGCCUUGUCCACCCCCUUCGUUCCCAGGGUGCCAGCAAUUCUUCAGGGACUUCAUCCUCAGUGCUGGAAGUUACCAGUUCAAUCAGCACCUGAUGGAUAGUCUGUGCCUGAAGAUACUUGAAUUGAAUGGUCUUACUCUGGUGGAGCAUGAGCACAGUGAUGGGGAAACAGAUAUGGAGGAACAGGAUGAAAAGAAGCGUUUCACUGUGGCCCUCUUGAGUCUCCGACUCCUGGCCAAGUUCCUGGGGUUUCUUGUUUUCCUGCCCUAUCGCACUGCAGAGCAGCCAACCAGAGACUUGCAAGAUUCUGCAUUGGCUCUGAGAAACCAGACCCUGCCUGUACUGGAUAUAUUAAAGCUUCUGAGACAAUCUAUUCGGGAUCAGCGUUCUAUCCUCACUAUUCCAUGGAUUGUGGAGUACCUUUCCCUUGUGGAUCAUAUUGCUCCUUUCCUUGAUUAUUACAGGAAAGUGUUUGGUCUCUUGCUGCAGGUAUACAGGUUAAUGGUCCUUUCUGAAGACAAGGAGAUGAGUUUCCUGAACAAACUACUGAUCCUUGCAGUUCUGGGUUGGCUUUUUCAGGUUCCAUCAGUCCCUGAGGAGUUGUUUUUUACUACUGACGAGAGGCAGGAGAGAUUUGUGAUGGAUACUGUGACAUCUGCUCAGGCUUUGGACUUUGUACCCUUGGUGGAUCAGCAGUUACUUUAUACCUGCUGUCCGUAUCUUGGUGAACUGCGUAAACUACUUGCCUCUUUUGUGGCUGGUAGUGGAGGGAAAAAUGGUGGUUUUAUAAGGAAAAUCACUCCCACAGCUGCAGAGUCCUUAGCACCCAAGGCUUCUGUCACACAGCGGAAACUGCAGGUAGAUUUGGAACAGGCCUUUUUCCACAACCAGCCUCCUUCCCUACGGAGAACAGUGGAAUUUGUGGCAGAGAGGGUGGGAUCCAACUGUGUAAAGCACAUCAAGGCAACACUGGUAGCAGAGCUAGUUGAAAGGGCUGAAGCCAUGUUGCGAGAUAAAGUGAAGGAAGAGGAUUUUGAUCAUGACAAACUGCUUGAAGAGGUGUGCACUCAUCUGUAUGAGGAAGGGGCCCAGGCACUCAUCAAAGGCAGAGAAUUUUGUGAAAAAAAAGGUCCUGAGGCAGUAAGGGUGUUGUUGCCAGAAGAGACAUCUGCAGCAGUUUUAAGUAGUGCAGAAAGCAUUGCGGUGAAACUGGCUACUGAGAAAGCCUGUGGCUGGCUCUCUGCCAACAUUGCAGCACUCAUCAAAAGGGAAGUGAAGGCAACCUUCAACAGAAUGCUGAAAGUCCCAGGAUUUCCCUUGCCAGGUGAGGAUGCUCUGGAGUUGAGAAGGGACUGUCCUCCAGGCUGUCAGCACUGUGCUCCAUUUCCCUCCCAGAUGAUCAAUGAGAUUAAGUAUGUGCUCUGUGUUGCUGUGGGCCCACGGGAGGAGGGUGAAGUGGUUGACUGCGUGUGGCUGGAGUGCUUGCUGGGAAGGUUGAGUCAGACACUUCGAUGCAGAAAGUUCAUGUGUCCCACAGCAGAGCAGCAGCUGGCCAAGUGCACAGUUGAGUUGGCAUCUUUGCUGGUUUCAGAUCGUGUUCCUCUGAGUCUUGGGAUCAAAUCCCCAGAGAAGAGCCCUGAGAGGCUGCAUGUAAAGAACAAUCCCACCUCUGGCCUUUUAAAGCUGCUCUUCUCCAUCUGGAAGGAGGACUUUGGGACAUCUGUGCCUGUGCAGCUGCUCUUCAGCAAGAAGAACAUCAGUUAUCUCGCAGAAGCCAAGCAGCGAGAGUGGGAUUUGUUCCUUUUCUUGCUUCGUGGUCUUAUAGAACAUGAAUUAAUGAGAACUAGUGAAAUCCAGACUUGCCUGCAUAGUCUUGAAGAGUUCCCUUGGCCUUCAGAUUUUGUGAAAGAGCUGAAAAGGCUGUCCCGAGUAUUUGUGUCAGAGCAUCAGACAGAGGAGCCCAGGGCUAACCCUUGUGAGCUGACCAGACAAUCUCUAGCUACUGUGACCACACAGAGUUAGCAGAGGUGGACUCUGUGGACAAACAUUACUAAUGAAGAUGCAAAUGGAAUUUUCAGAGUUUCUGAAAGGAUUGGGAGCUCUUUGCUGGGAGCACACUGAAGAUAAGAGGUCACUUUGUGCAAAACCUGCACUGAGCUUUCUGUCAUGGACAUUUUGCUGUGGUGACUCUGCUGAAGGAUUUACAUCAGCAAAUGGAUCUCCAAGUCAAAAGUCUUUUUUAAGCACCUUGAUUGUAUCUCAGAGCAGCUGUUCUUUGGACUCAGAGACUCUUUUUGUAUUUGUGCAGCACCAGGCUGUGACCAAACCCAGGAAUCAACUCAAGUUACUUUGUGAUCAGAGGGAUGGUUUCUUGGUGGCUGUGUCUUAACUCAAUGUGACUUCUCAUGUUGUCCCUUAACAAAGCCUCUACAGUCAGGGCAAGGAAGAGGUGAACCAAUAUGACACAGAGAUGUGCCUAUAUUUAUUUUUCAUUGUAAGCUCAGUGUGGAAGGUUUGAUUUUAAUUUUUUAAGACAAAUUUUAAAAAUUGAACCAUAUUAAAUAAAUCCACUAAACCAUUGAUGGCAUUUUUCCUAAAGGAUGUAGAUGCUUAAGUGUUUUUCCAUCUCUUGGAAAGAGAACUUGUAAUUUCCCAGGGCUUUUAAUAGAAAUAAGGGAUAAUAUAUCUGUUUAUAUUUUUUACUGAAGACAGUAUUUUUAAGACACUUUUAUAGUUGUGAACAUAAAUGGCAUCUGGCUGCUAUUCAUUGUUUUUUUUAUCAUUUUUCU